AUGGCGACCCGACAAGCACUGCCGCUACCAUCAACCUCACAUUUGUCGUUCUCUACCAUUUACGAGCCCGCCGAGGAUACUUUCCUCGUCCUCGAGACAUUUGAGACUCACCACGAGCAGGUCUGGCUGCGGAAACGCUUCCCGCCAGCAACCACUACUUCCACGUUAGGUGACAAAUUUGCAGUAGCACGAGGACCAGCUCCCUUGGUUUUGGAAGUCGGCCCUGGCAGCGGCACAAUCUCCGCGUUCCUCACAGUCAACGCUCGUGCAAUUUUCGGGCAACAAAUCCUCACGCUUGGCGUGGACGUGAACAUCGAUGCCUGCCUGGGAACGCGGGAGACAGUUGAGCGGAACUACGAUGCUUCUGGCAAGGCGAACGAGAUGGGCUUCUACCUUGCCAGCAUAAAUGGAGACUUGACGACAGCUGUCAAGGAUGGCGAUGUGGACAUUCUGGUCUUCAACCCACCUUACGUCCCUACGGAGGACCUGCCGGCUAUUCCUCAGCCUUCGGGGCCAGCGACCAAUCAGUCCAUACCACUAGCAGCAACAGAAACAGACCAGCCAGUGCCAGUCCACAUCGCACAGCGAGCUCGUGCCGCGGCUGCCCAGGCAAAGCACGAACGGGAAUCCCAGCUGCUCGCACUUUCUUACGCAGGCGGCCACGAUGGAAUGGAGAUCACGAACAAACUGCUUGCGCAACUACCUGAGGUAUUGAGUCGAAGAGGCGUGGCGUACGUACUGCUAUGUGCGCGCAACAAGCCUCUGGAAGUCCGGGACAAGGUCCGCGCUUGGCAAGCAGGACAUGACUGGACGUGGCAGGCUGAUAUUGUGAACGAGAGCGGCGGCAAAGGUGGUUGGGAGCGAUUGAGUAUUCUGCGGAUCUGGCGAGAUUGCGAAAACGAAAUCGACAUUGAGGCGGAAGGAGGCUGA
Molecule: messenger RNA, 930 nt
Organism: Cyphellophora attinorum
Lineage: Eukaryota; Fungi; Ascomycota; Eurotiomycetes; Chaetothyriales; Cyphellophoraceae
Product: eRF1 methyltransferase catalytic subunit MTQ2
Exons: 1
Coding region: 1-930 (309 amino acids)
Biological process (GO): methylation
Cellular component (GO): eRF1 methyltransferase complex
Molecular function (GO): nucleic acid binding; protein methyltransferase activity; S-adenosylmethionine-dependent methyltransferase activity
Source: RefSeq, a predicted model, not a curated record